GGCGGCGGCGGCCGGUCCUGAGCGGGGUGCGCGGCCAUGAGGAGGCGGCGGGCCGGCCGCGGGCCUCGGACCCUUCCCCCCCUCCUCCUCCUCCUCCUCCUGCCGCCGCUGCUGCUGCUGCUGCAGGUCCUGCCCGCCGCCGGGAGGUCGGGCCCGGCCGCCCUGGGACCCCGCGCCGGGCCCGGCCUCAGUCUCUACUUGAGCGAGGACGAGGUGCGCAGGCUCAUCGGUCUUGAUGCCGAACUGUAUUAUGUGAGAAAUGAUCUUAUUAAUCACUACGCACUGUCCUUUAACCUGCUGGUUCCCAGUGAGACCAACUGUCUUCAUUUUACAUGGUUUUCAAAAUCCAAGGUUGGAUAUAAACUGGGAUUUCAGACAGAUAAUCCUGCAGCUAUGGAUGUGCCCCAAGUCAACAUUUCUGUUCAGGGAGAGGUCCCUCGCACUUUAUCAGUGUUUCGGGUGGAACUCUCCUGCACCGGCAAAAUUGAUUCCGAAGUGACGAUUCUCAUGCAGCUCAACCUGACAAUAAAUUCUUCUAAAAAUUUCACAGUCUUAAAUUUCAAACGAAGGAAAAUGUGCUACAAAAAACUUGAAGAAGUAAAAACUCCAACAUCCGACAGAAACAGCAGCAGAACUAUUUAUGACCCUGUAAAUGCAGCUCCUACCACUUCCACUCGAGUGUUUUAUAUCAGCGUAGGAGUUUGCUGUGCUGUGAUAUUCCUGGUAGCAAUAAUAUUAGCUGUUUUGCACCUUCAUAGUAUGAAAAGAAUUGAGCUGGAGGACAGUAUAAGCGACAGCAGUAGCUCACAAGGUUUGUCUCAGCCGUCCACGCAGACGACUCAGUACCUGAGAGCCGACACCCCCAAUAACGCCACACCCGUCACCAGCUCCUCAGGUUAUCCUACACUGCGGAUAGAGAAGAAUGACCUUAAAAGUGUCACCCUUAUGGAAGCCAAAGCUAAGGUGAAGGAUAUAGCAAUCUCCAGGGAGAGGAUAACCCUAAAAGACGUACUUCAAGAAGGUACAUUUGGACGUAUCUUCCUGGGAAUUUUAAUUGAUGAAAAAGAUCCUAACAAAGAAAAACAAGCAUUUGUGAAAACAGUCAAAGAUCAAGCUUCUGAAAUUCAGGUGACAAUGAUGCUCACAGAAAGCUGUAAGCUACGUGGUCUUCAUCACAGGAAUCUUCUUCCCAUCACCCACGUCUGUAUAGAGGAGGGGGAAAAGCCCAUGGUGGUAUUACCAUACAUGAACUGGGGGAACCUGAAGCUCUUUUUACGGCAGUGCAAGUUAGUAGAGGCCAAUAAUCCCCAGGCAAUUUCCCAACAGGACCUUGUACAUAUGGCCAUUCAGAUUGCCUGUGGAAUGAGCUACUUGGCCCGGAGAGAGGUCAUUCACAAAGACCUGGCUGCUAGAAACUGUGUCAUUGACGAUACGCUUCAGGUAAAGAUCACAGACAACGCGUUAUCCAGAGACUUGUUCCCCAUGGACUAUCACUGCCUGGGAGAUAAUGAAAAUAGACCCGUCCGGUGGAUGGCUCUUGAAAGUCUAGUUAAUAACGAGUUCUCCAGUGCUAGUGAUGUGUGGGCCUUUGGAGUGACGCUGUGGGAGCUGAUGACUCUGGGCCAGACUCCAUACGUGGAUAUCGAUCCCUUUGAGAUGGCUGCUUAUCUUAAAGAUGGCUACCGAAUAGCUCAGCCAAUAAACUGCCCUGAUGAACUGUUUGCUGUGAUGGCCUGUUGUUGGGCCUUGGAUCCUGAGGAGAGACCCAAGUUCCAGCAGCUGGUACAGUGUCUCACUGAAUUUCACGCCGCUCUGGGAGCCUACGUCUGAAUCUCGUGGCCGGGGGAAAUGGCGCUUCCAUUUCCCCCUUGGACCCUCUUAUAAACACUAAGUGUAUAAAGCCACGCCAACGGGAGAAGACCCUUCUUCCAAAACACUGUGCCUUAGAAUGCUUUAGUACUCUGAAGUUUUUAUUUUUUUUUUAAAAGACAUCUUGAUAAGGUUGAGUAUUUUCUAGAUAUUAUGACUUUUACUAAGACGAAUUGAAAAAAAACACUAUUUGUCAAAAGGAUUCUUAAAAACAUAGUGAUAGUGGACUUGGACCCCAGAUGGUUGGACUUUUGCACUCUGACAAAGGACGCAAAUGUUAAAACUUUGUACUUAUAAAUAUUUGGAAUAGCUAUUUUAGUAUCAGUGCUUUUCUUUUGUGACUUCUAAGUAAUGGUGGAUCUUUGAGUUCCUUUUCUUUUUUUCUUUUUGAAUCUCUUCGAGCUCUGGGAACAGCUUGACUUGGAGAGGCGCUGUCAGAAGGAACAAAGUAGUUGGUAGAGUUAACGCUUCCCCCUCUACUUUGGGCCCGAGAGGAAAUUCACUGGUGGAAGAAACCCCAGAAGUAACCCUCCUUCACAUCUGAACGUUUCUAAUCUCAAAUUCCAACUUGCCAUUUCCCUGUUGAAAAAGUUCUGCUUGUUUUCUUAGAGGGAAAAGGAAGGUAAUUAGGUGCCGAAGUGGGCUUUGAUCUGCCUCAGAACCUCAGGCCAGGAAUAAUGUCUGGUGGAUCAGUUGUGAAGAUUGUUAACUUUUAUUUAUUUUAUGAUCUGGGUAGCACAGGUGGUAAGCUCCUUGAGGUUAGGGACAGAAUCUCCAUCACACUAUAUCAAAAAGCUCCAGGACACGCAGUUUGGGGGUGGGUUUCAUUGUAAAUUUUGUGCUCACAUCCGCCAGGCUGACUGAAGUAUAUGAAACUGUUUUAAAACACACUUUAAAACGAUUAAAGGAUUUGUUUCGUAUUCUUACAA
Molecule: messenger RNA, 2798 nt
Organism: Ornithorhynchus anatinus (platypus)
Lineage: Eukaryota; Metazoa; Chordata; Mammalia; Monotremata; Ornithorhynchidae
Gene: RYK
Product: receptor like tyrosine kinase
Exons: 15
Coding region: 37-1830 (597 amino acids)
Biological process (GO): positive regulation of kinase activity; cell surface receptor protein tyrosine kinase signaling pathway; protein phosphorylation
Cellular component (GO): signaling receptor complex
Molecular function (GO): protein kinase activity; ATP binding
Source: RefSeq, a predicted model, not a curated record